Messenger RNA from Cotesia congregata, 2532 nucleotides. NCBI's taxonomy places the organism in Eukaryota, Metazoa, Arthropoda, Insecta, Hymenoptera, Braconidae. The record is from the annotation of a GenBank genome assembly.
AUGGCAUUUUACAACUAUCAAACAAGUCAUUUGAUGUACCUCAUAGAUGCGGAAAAUUCGACGGGCUUAAAAAAGCUUCUUGAUGUAUAUCCACCACACUCGCUGAAGCCUGGAAUGUGGUACAAAUUAAUGCAGAAAGCAGUUAGUAUUGGCAAUUUUGAUGUCAUCCAAGUACUUAUCUGGGAUUUUCACAUUAACAAUUUAAAUAAACACCCAUGUGAAACACCGCUUCAUAAAGCUGUGUUGAACAAUGAUUCUAUAUUCAUUUCUGCAUUGCUAAGUAAAGGUGGUGAUGCUAGUUCCAAAAAUGAACUCGGCGAUACGCCACUUCAUUUAGCAAUAGAAAAAAAAAAUUUCGAUAUUGUACGAAUAUUAUUAAAUGGUGGAGCCGAUUUAAAUGCGAAAAAUAAUUUUAAUGUUACGCCACUAAGUCUUGCUGUUCAUGUUGGUAACUUUGAAAUUUUUGAAUAUCUUCUCAACCGGGGUCCAGAUAUUAAUACAUCUUGCACUAUUGCUGAUUUAAAAGAAUACACACCACUACACCUAGCUGUUGUGAAUGACAGUAAUCAUGGAAAGAGGAUGAUAGAGCAUCUUUUAAAGAGAAGUGCCGAAAUCAAUGCUCUAGAGAAAAGUGGAUUCACUGCUUUACAUCUAGCUAUUUUAAAAGAAAGACGUCCAAUCAUCGAUCUACUUUUAGAUCAUACUAAUAUUAAGAUUGAAAAUAAUUAUAAAAUCUCUCCUCUCUGCAUCGCUGCUGCCCUUGGAGAUUUUAAAACUGUUAGUAGUUUAAUUAAUCAAGGAGCUCUUAUCAAUACCAGUUGUGACUAUGACAACGAACCAAAGUCGUGUACGGUUUUACAUCUGGCAGCAAGAAAUGGUAAUAAAGCUACGCUAGAAAUCUUAUUAAAGGAAGGUGCAGAUGUUCAAGCGCGUAAUGAGGAUGGCGAGACACCGCUUCAUAUUGCUGUUACUAAAGGAAAUAUCGAAGCUGUUGAACUUCUUGUUCAACAUGGCGCUGAUGUCCACUCGGUUAGUCCCAAGUGGGAAACAGGAUUCACCCUAUUGCAUCAAGCCAUUGUGAAUAAUAAGAAAGAAAUUGUAAAUAUUCUCAUAUCUGGAGGUGCUGAUAUUAAUAGUGAUUCCUGGAUGUUGCCUAUUCAUUACGCUGCUUUAAAUGAUUGUGGUGAAAUAAUAAAAAUUCUGCUAGAUAAUGGAGUCUACGUAGAUACUUUAGAUCGGAAUGGCAAAACUCCUUUAAAUAUUGCCAUUCAUGCAAAAAAAUUAAAAUCUAUAGAAUGGAUUUUAAAAUACUGCCCUAAUCUAAAAUGUCAAACGGUUGAAUUAGGGUUUGUUAAAAUUGUCGAAAAACUGUUAAAAUUGGGAGUUUGUCCCAAUACCGUUUUAAAUAACGAUUUAAUGUACAGCAUGCUACACAUAGCCUGUCUUCAUCGUCAGAAUGAAGUGGUUAAAUUAUUAAUAAAUAAUGGAGCUGAUAUAAAUUGCAGAGACCAUCAAGGCAAGACACCUCUUUUUUACGCAGUACAUAACAGUGAUAGGAGGAUAAUAAAGAUACUGAUACGUAAUCACGCUGAUAUAAAUGUUAAAGCUGGAGAUGGGCGAACCCCUCUUUCUCUAUCUGUUGAAGAUGUUGAUAGCGAUAUUAUUACGUUACUUUUAGAUAAUGGUGCAGAUAUUCAUUGUAAUAUUAAUUAUGCAUUGAAUGUAGAGGACGAUGACGAUACGGACGAUGAUAAUUAUUUUGAAGAUUAUGAUGCUGUCGUGGAUUAUUACUAUGAGCAUCAACAUCAGAAUGAAGACCGUCGUCUAGUGGCAGAAAUUUUGCAGAAACAAAUAAUACUAUUGAAAACUGCAAAUUUCCCUGUGGAUCGUGAAUAUUUAAGUUUAGUUGAUGAUGUGUGGGGUUUUACCGAGGAAUGCAAGAAAGAAAUAGAAACAAUGAAAAAAAAUAAAGUUCAUGAUGACAUUAAUCAUGUAUUUCUUUCUGAAUAUAAAUCAGAAAGUGAUCCAGAUAAAAAACUAAGUUUAGCCUGUAAAAUUGUAAAUACAUCUAAAGCACCACAAGAUGUUGUACGAAAAUUUUUUCCACGAGAACUUGAUAUUUUAAUGAAACUUGAUCAUCCACAUGUUGUUCAAAUCCAUAGUAUUAUUCAAAGACGUUUGAAAUAUUAUAUUUUUAUGCAAUUUGCUGAAAGCGGUGAUCUUUUGGAAUAUAUUACAAAAAAUGGUCCAGUUGGAGAAAAUCAAGCUCGGAUUUGGUUACGUCAACUUACACUAGGGAAUCUUAUUGAGCCUGAUAUCUCAAAACGUUGGCGAAUUGAAAAAAUUGUUUACUGUAGUUGGAUUGCAAUGGAACCUCAAUUAAUUUUACUCAAACCCAGAGAACAAGAGGCGCUUAACAAGGCAAUUGAUCAUCGCAAAAGUAAUGCAGAAAAAAAUUCGAAAAAACAAACGGUUCGUUACACGACUUCUGAAAACUUUUUAAUCGAAUUGAUUUUUGAAGAGGGCUCCUGA